Molecule: messenger RNA, 1358 nt
Organism: Halteromyces radiatus
Lineage: Eukaryota; Fungi; Mucoromycota; Mucoromycetes; Mucorales; Cunninghamellaceae
Product: GDP-mannose 4,6 dehydratase
Exons: 4
Coding region: 58-1182 (374 amino acids)
Biological process (GO): GDP-mannose metabolic process
Molecular function (GO): GDP-mannose 4,6-dehydratase activity
Source: RefSeq, a predicted model, not a curated record
AUCUUUCUUUCCAUUCAUCAUCUUUUUUUUUUUGUUUUGUUAAUAAACUCAAUCAUUAUGUCUGAAAGUGUAUUUGCUGCCUCUCAUAUUGUUCAUAACAAUACUAUGUCUAUUGAAGAAUAUCGUUCUCGCAAAGUAGCUCUUAUUACUGGUGUUACUGGUCAAGAUGGUUCUUACUUGGUUGAAUUCUUAUUAUCAAAGGGUUAUGAAGUUCAUGGUAUUAUUCGUCGUUCUUCUUCUUUCAAUACUGGUCGUAUUGAACAUAUUUAUAAGGAUAGUCAUGAAACUGGUGUCAAGUUCUUCCUUCAUCAUGGUGAUUUGACUGAUUCUACUUGUUUGGUUCAUAUUGUUUCUCAAGUUCAACCUACUGAAAUUUAUAAUUUGGGUGCUCAAUCUCAUGUUAAGGUAUCUUUUGAUAUGUCUGAAUAUACUGGUGAUGUGGAUGCUCUUGGUACUUUACGUUUAUUGGAUGCUAUUCGUACUUGUGGUUUAACUGAUCGUGUUCGAUUCUAUCAAGCAUCUACUUCUGAAUUGUAUGGUAAAGUAGUUGAAACUCCUCAAAAGGAAACCACUCCUUUCUAUCCUCGUUCUCCUUAUGGUGUGGCCAAACUUUAUGGUUACUGGAUUGUGGUUAACUAUCGUGAAUCUUACAAUAUGUAUGCUUGUAACGGUAUUUUGUUUAAUCAUGAAUCUCCUCGUCGUGGACGUACCUUUGUGACUCGCAAGAUUUCCAAGGCUGUUGCUGAUAUUCAUUUGGGCCGUCAAGAAUGUUUAUACUUGGGUAAUAUUGAUGCCAAACGUGAUUGGGGUCAUGCUCGGGAUUAUGUUGAAGGUAUGUGGUUGAUGUUACAACAAGAUCAACCCGAAGAUUUUGUUUUGGCUACUGGUGAAACUCAUACUGUACGAUCCUAUGUUGAAAAGGCUUUUGCUGUUACUGGUCGCAAGAUUGUUUGGGAAGGUGAAGGUGUAAAUGAAGUUGGAAAGGAUGCUGAAACUGGUAAGGUGCGUGUUCGUAUUGAUCCCAAGUACUUCCGUCCUGCUGAAGUUGAUUUGUUAUUGGGUGAUCCUACUAAGGCCAAGGAAAAGUUGGGCUGGACCCGCAAGGUCUCAUAUGAUGAAUUGGUUACUGAAAUGGUUACUGCUGAUGUUCAAUCUUCUUUGAACAAUGACACUAGUAAUUAGAAUAGUUUAGUUUUAGAUGAUGAUUCCCUUCUAUCUCUUUCUUUCUUUCUUUCUUUUUUUUUAUUACUUCAUUGUUAUAUCGUUUAGAACUUUUUGAUUUCCUUUUUUUUUUAUUUUAUUCUAUAUUUCUUUUGUAUCAUAUUGUUGUUUAUUUAAAUAAACAUGUUAGAUUAUAC